Molecule: messenger RNA, 1643 nt
Organism: Aspergillus alliaceus
Lineage: Eukaryota; Fungi; Ascomycota; Eurotiomycetes; Eurotiales; Aspergillaceae
Product: aquaporin-like protein
Exons: 3
Coding region: 223-1140 (305 amino acids)
Biological process (GO): transmembrane transport
Cellular component (GO): plasma membrane
Molecular function (GO): water channel activity
Source: RefSeq, a predicted model, not a curated record
AUUUCCUGCAGCGUGCUUCUUCUACUCAGGGUCUGCAAAAAUAGACAGAGGGGAGUCGUGAGGUCAUACAACCCUUUAGGGCCCAAGAAAUGUUGGCCGGAGCCACGUGUCAGCUCUAGACCUAUCAGUAACAACAUACUACUCAGAAAGAUCUCAUCAUCUCCCAGGAUCUUGCAUCGUCAGAGUUGGAAAUGCGAUAAGAGUUGUGGAUGCACUUCAGUCAUGGAUCGCACUACCUUCCGGGUCCAAGGGGAACACGGAACGCCCUUCUCAGACAACAUGACCCGCCCGAAACCCGUUAUACAGCCGUUUGUCGGACGAAUUGGUGGCAAUCAAGGGCUGGUGCUCGACCGCACUGAUCCCGAUAAUGCAGACCUCCUAAAGAAAGUGCCCGAUGCGGCACCGUUGAUGACGUUCCGGGAAGGGUUUGACCUGCGCGGAUUUUGGGACAUUGAUCUUUGGAAGUUCGGCUUCAUCGAAUGCAUGGGGACCAUGAUGAUGGUUUUUGUAACCUCUUGGAUAUCAGUGCGACCACCUUCAUCUUCAGCCGAUGCCGGCGCGUCUGCUCCAUCCGGUGUGUUUUCCACCUCGACGUUUUUGGGUCCACUGUUCGGCGGUAUCAGCAACUGGCUGUUCUUAACCCUCUUCAUCUUCUCUUUCUCGAAUGUCAGCGGCAGUCAUCUCAACCCAACUAUCAGUCUAGCGACUUUCUUCGCUCGUCUGAUCUCGUUACCCCGGAUGGUUAUUUAUGUACUAGGUCAAACUCUUGGUGGCGCUUUGGCUGGCUUUAUGCUUCGAAGCGCGUAUGGGUCCAAGGAUUUCACCGUGGGUGGUUGCUCGGUGGAUACCCGUAUUGUGCCUGUAGACGAGGGGUUUCUACUCGAGUUCAUCUUCUCCUUGGUCCUGAUAUUCCUUUCCUUCGGGGUUGGUCUUGACCCGCGGCAGGGCUCCAUCUAUGGAGCAGCCCUGUCUCCCUUUCUGGUCGGGAUGACACUGGGCGUUCUCAGCUGGGGUUCUUCUUUUACUCGAAGUGGUUAUGCGGGAGCUUCACUAAAUCCGGCCCGUUGCUUUGGUGUGUAUGUUGCUACCACCUUCCCUGGAUAUCACUGGAUACACUGGGUAAGUGAAAAUGAACAGUAAAAUAAAUAUCUAUGCACGUUGAGUCUCUUGAAACUAACAUAGCUUCCACUAAAGGUUGGCCCUCUUACUGCUUCCGUAGGCCAUGGUAUAGUUUACUUUGUGGCGCCUCCGUGGGGACGCUAAAGGUCCAAUGUGCCGCAAGGUGCGCCAUAGCAUUCACUUGCAGCUUGCUUAAGCGUGAGAAUCGUUAGCCAUUGAGUGACUGGAAUAGCUCUUUACACCAAUUCAGUCGUGAGUAGACAUCUAGGCUUUAUUUCCUGUCUUUCUUCUUGCCCGCUAUUUGUAGUAUACUCCGUAGCGGAAGUUCCCAAAUCGCACUUCGUCUGGAGAUGGAAUAUGGAAGACCACCCUGAUUUUAUAUUUCUCGAAAAAAAGCACAGACUGCAAAUUACAAGAGCGUCCUAAUGAUCCAAUGAUAGCCUAGUGUCUCUAUGGACCCACAUGACCUAGUGUUUCAGUAUGCCUUCUUUUCGCAGAACUUCGUCAAACAACGACAAUAACCC